CGAUCUUUCUUUUCUCGUUCUGUGUCGUAUUGAGAUAGAAAGAGCAGCACGUGUAAUUAAAAAUGAAACUCUUAAAGCGUGUAGAAAAAAAGAAAAAAACAUUAAAUGAAGAUAUGAAUAAAAUACCUAAAACAGAUAUAAAAGUAAAAUUAAAUUCAAAAUCUGUUGAAAAUAAAAAAAAGAGAAAAUGUGAUUUAGUUGAAAAAAAGAAAGGAAAAUCUAUUAAGAGAUUAACAAAUCUGAAUAUUUCUAACGUAAUCGUGGAAGCAUCCAAAGAAAAGAGAAAGAAAAUUACGAAAGGAAAAAUAAAUGAGAAAAAGAAUCCCACAACUGUUACUAAUGAUGAAGUUAAAAAUAAUGUGCAAGUACUAAAUAUUCCUAAAAACAGUACAAAUAAUAUCCGAAUUGAUAAGGAAGAAAGUAUGAAGGUAAAAAAUAUCAUUCAAAAAACAAAUAAAAGAAGAAAGGCUCUAUCUAAUAUAGAGAUACUCAAGAAAUCAAAACAUGAUUCUGAUAUUUUUGCAAAACAGCAGCAAGCGACUAUUAUGAAAGAUAUUACUAAUGUAAAAAAUAUACGUGCAAAAAAAUCGCAGAGAAAAAUGAUAAAAACUGAAAAAAAAGAAGAUGGCGAUGAUAUUAAUCUUAAAGAUUUAUCAAAGAAGCAUAUAUUACAAUGCAUUUCAGCUAUUUUUCAUCUAACUCAAGAGCAGUUAAAGAAUAAAAAUAUAUUAUUCUCUGAAGGAUCUCAGCCAAUAUUUAUGCAGGUAACUUGUAUCAGGAUACCAAAGAUAUCAAGAAGACAAGUAAGAAUAUUAUUACCAUAUUCUAUAAUAUCAUCAGAUGAAGAUAUUGCACUUUUUGUAUGUGAUCUUGAAAGGGGUAGAAGAAAGGAUCAUGAGCCAACAAUAAAUCAUUAUAGGGAGUUACUUGAUAAAUGUGGAUGUACCAAAAUCAAAGAUAUAAUACCUAUAAAUCAAGUUAAAACAGAAUAUGAUCAAUAUGAACUGAAAAGAAAACUCGUUGCUAGCUAUGAUUAUUUCUUAGUGGAUGGAAGAAUUGCUGGACAUAUAUCACAUUUAUUGGGAAAAAUAUUUUACAAAAAACGCAAACUUCCAACUUCCAUUAAAAUGAAUAAGGAAGAUUUAAAGUGUGAAAUUGAUUAUGCAUUGAGAAAAACGACUAUGCAAUUACAUUCUUUCGCUGAUACUCAUAUAAUACAAGUAGCAAAUACCUCUAUGAAGAAGAAGCAAAUUUUAGAGAAUGUUCUUACUGUUUAUAACCGUUUAACCGAAGUCUAUCCUGGUGGUUUGUCAAAUAUUCGUGCUAUUCGAUUAAAAACUCCGACCGGACCAGGCCUUCCCAUAUACAUAACACUAAAAAAUAAAAAUACUGUACAUAUCCCUGUCAUAAAACCGAAAAGACCAAAAGCAUAUUGCAAUGUUGAAGGAGAGCUUACAACUUUAUCUGGUGAUACUAAUGUGAUAGUUACUCCUGAUGGUAAUGUUGUAGUCAAGCAGACAUUUUCAAGAGAAUCUGAAGAUAGUCAUGAAGAAGAAAGUGUAGAAGAAACUAAGUAAUGAUUUGUUUUUUAGAAUAUUAUUUAUUAAUUUUAAAAACAAAUUUUUUAAUCAUUAUAUUACUAAAUGUAAAUACAUGCGAAUAUUUGUCAAUAUUUUUUCAUAAUGUUUAAUUAUUAUAUCUCCAUUUCUUAUUGAAAUUAAACAACAAUAAACAAAA
Vespula vulgaris is the source of this 1737-nucleotide messenger RNA. Its product is annotated as ribosomal L1 domain-containing protein CG13096-like. Lineage: Eukaryota; Metazoa; Arthropoda; Insecta; Hymenoptera; Vespidae. The coding region runs from base 63 to 1577 and encodes 504 amino acids. The transcript is spliced from 3 exons. The record is from RefSeq and is a predicted model, not a curated record.